Molecule: messenger RNA, 6028 nt
Organism: Elgaria multicarinata webbii
Lineage: Eukaryota; Metazoa; Chordata; Lepidosauria; Squamata; Anguidae
Gene: SORT1
Product: sortilin 1
Exons: 20
Coding region: 1-2364 (787 amino acids)
Biological process (GO): vesicle organization; endocytosis; Golgi to endosome transport
Cellular component (GO): membrane; Golgi apparatus
Molecular function (GO): protein binding
Source: RefSeq, a predicted model, not a curated record
AUGGAGCCGUCGGGCUUGGUGCGCGCUGGGAUCUUCCUGCUGUUCGCGGCUCCGCUCUACGGCCGCGAGCUCGGGUUCGGGGCGAGGGCAUGGCGGGUCCGGCGAGGGGCACACGAGCCAGAGGCAGGAUGCGGCCCGCCAGACGGCGGCUUUGAUUUGGAGGCGCUGGGCAGCAACACACACAAGCAUGUCUUCAAUGAUCUCAGUGGCUCAGUAUCCCUCUCCUGGAUUGGGGACAGCACCGGGGUUAUUCUUGUGUUGACCACAUUUCAGGUACCUCUGGUGAUAAUGAGUUUUGGGCAAUCUAAACUCUACCGAAGUGAAGACUAUGGGAAAACGUUCACAGACAUCACAGAUCUCAUUAACAACACUUUCAUCAGAACAGAGUUUGGAAUGGCUAUUGGACCAGAGAAUUCAGGGAAGGUGAUACUGACCGGAGAUAGAUCUGGCCCAUUUCACACAGGAAGAAUCUUCAGAUCAUCUGAUUUUGCAAAGAACUUUGUACUGACAGAUCUACCUUUCCAUCCCUUGACUCAAAUAGUUUAUCACCCUCAGAAUUCUGAGUUGUUGUUGGUGCUUAGUACUGAAGGCAGCCUCUGGGUAUCCAAGACCUUUGGCGAGAAAUGGAAAGAAAUCCACAAAGAUGUUUGCCUGGCCAAAUGGGGCUCUGGAAUAACCAUCUUCUUCACUACCUAUCUGAAUGGUUCUUGUAAAGCUGAUCUUGGGUUACUCGAACUGAAGAGAACCAAAGACUUUGGGAAGACGUUCAAGACGAUAGGAAACAAAAUCUACUCCUUUGGCCUAGGUGGGCGCUUCCUCUUUGCAUCUGUGAUGACAGAAAAGGGAACUACAAGGCGAAUCCAUGUGUCACUGGAUCAAGGUGAAACCUGGAACAUGGCCCAGCUUCCUUCAGUAGGACAAGAACAGUUUUACUCUAUCUUGGCAGCUAAUGAUGACAUGGUGUUCAUGCAUGUAGAUGAACCUGGAGAUACUGGAUAUGGAACAAUCUACACUUCUGAUGAUCAAGGCAUCAUAUAUUCUAAGUCUCUAGAAAGGCACCUCUACACCACCACUGGAGGAGAGACAGACUUCACCAAUGUGACCUCCUUGCGAGGCAUCUACAUCACUAGCGUGCUCUCAGAGGAUAAUUCAAUUCAAUCGGUGAUUUCCUUUGAUCAAGGAGGGGAAUGGGUGAACUUGAGGAAACCUGAAAAUGCAGAGUGCGACUCAACAGCUAAAAAUAAGGAAAAGUGCAGCCUUCACAUCCAUGCAUCCUACAGCAUCUCCCAGAAGCUGAAUGUACCGAUGGCACCUUUGUCUGAACCUAAUGCUGUUGGAAUUGUCAUUGCUCACGGAAGCGUUGGAGAUGCCAUUUCAAUAACAAACCCAGAUGUUUACAUUUCUGAUGAUGGCGGCUACACUUGGGCACGGAUGCUGAAAGGACCACAUCACUAUGCCAUCUUGGAUUCUGGGGGCAUCAUUGUGGCUGUGGAGCAAACCCAUCAUCCUAUCAAUAUGAUUAAGUUCUCAACAGAUGAAGGCCAGUGCUGGCACAACUACAUUUUCAAUAAGGAACCUAUUACUUUUACUGGCCUGGCAUCAGAACCAGGAGCCAAGUCGAUGAACGUUAGUAUCUGGGGAUUUAGAGAGAGCUUUCUGUCCCGCCAGUGGAUCUCAUAUACCAUUGACUUUAAUGAUCUCCUCAAAAGGGACUGUGAAGAGAAGGACUAUACAAAGUGGUUGGCUCACUCCAAUGACCCCAGUAACCCUGCAGAUGGCUGUAUACUAGGUUACAAGGAGGAAUACCUACGACUCCGUAAGUCAUCUGUCUGUCAGAAUGGCCGUGACUACAUGGUGACCAAGCAACCAUCUGUCUGCAUUUGCACAUUAGAUGACUUCCUUUGCGAUUUUGGCUACUUCCGCCCAGAAAAUCAGUCUGAAUGUGUGGAGCAGCCAGAACUGAAGGGUCAUGAUCUGGAGUUCUGUUUGUAUGGGAAGCGAGAGCGGUUAAAGACCAAAGGAUACCGGAAGAUUCCAGGAGACAAAUGUCUUGGUGGGGAGAACCCCAACCGUGAAGAGACUGAUCUGAAAAAAAAAUGUACAAGCAACUACUUGAGCCCCAGUCAGUUGUCUGCUUCCUCCAACUCCACUCCAGUCAUCCUGGCUGUUAUAGGCUUGAUGCUCAUCACUGCUGUAGCUGGAGUAGUCAUCAUUAAGAAAUACGUUUGUGGGGGAAGGUUUCUGGUUCACCGAUAUUCCGUCCUACAACAGCAUGCGGAAGCUAAUGGCUUUGAAGGACUUGAAACACCAGGGGCCAGCAAAACUGGUUACCAUGAUGAUUCUGAUGAGGACCUCCUGGAGUAAUAUUGCAGAUCUUACUAGAAUUGGAUACAUAUGGGUUUGGAUGCUGCUACGAAAAGGCAUGAAUGCCGACAGUCCAUUUUAUUCCCAACUUUGAUGCCUUCCCCAUAUCCAAGGGAUUCUGUGUUUCUAUUGCUUCCAUCAAACUAUCUUAAACCAGCAAGACUGCAAGAACUGCAUUGGGGGCGGGGGCGGUAAGGUGUGGGGAGAAGACACUGCAGCUCUGAAUAAGGAAGAAGGGAAAGCUUCUUUUUAAAAAUGUAACAUUAUUUUAAUCAGAUUUCUUUCCUGCUCUUAAAGGAGAACUAAAUAGGAAAGUGGAAGCAACAUUUCACUAAAAUAUUAGCAUUACUAGGUACAAUAUAUUUUGCUGCUGGAAGAAUGGCCCAAAUUCCCAGGUAGGGGACAUGUUUGACUCAACACUGUGAUGAUACUGCUUUGAAGCUCCUGCAGCGUGACCAGCACUUUUCCUAGCAAGCAGAGCAGUGAGAUGCUGGGGCAGGAACUCUGAGAACUAACCAGCAUCCCAAAGGGCUUUGUCCUGAAACGGGGCUGUUUUUUUGUUUUUAACUAAAGUGUAAUCAACUGCAUAGAUGUGUGUUGUGCAAAGCAGAGAUAAUUUCAAGUCUCGGAGCAACACUGUGGCUGGGCUCUACAAUUGCAAGGAACUUAACUGUGAAAUCAGCGUGUGUGCUGCCAUAAAUCUUUUUUAAAAAAGAAAAAAAAUAUCUGGGUGGGAAGAGGAUAAUUUUAUAAACAGUAGGAUUAAGCAGCACAAAUCUCUUAAAAAUAAGACUUGUUUAGAAUGUUAUGAUCUCUUGAAGUAACAGAAAUUAGGUGCUUUCGAUCGGGUUCUUGAAGGAAAGUUUCGUUAAGCAACAUGAUGUGGUUCAAUGUUCUGUUUUUUGCUAUGCACCCAUUUUCUUGAAAGCAAUAGAUUAGUGGUUGCAGCCCAUGCUCCACUUUUUGUGCAUUUAUCAACCCUCACUUACCUGUACAGUUAGACUGCUACAUUGCCCAUAUGAAGUCAUACUCUGCUUUCCAAUAAUACUUAGUUCACAGAAUUGUGAAGUGAAUCUUCACAAAGUUAUUUAAAAAAUAUCUUAAUUCUGUAGCUUAAAGCUGGUCUGUUCGGAUGCCAAUUGUCAAUAGAAGAAUUCCAAUCUAACAUCUGUUGGAGUAGGAACAGAGGGCUUCUUGCUGAACAGAAGCCAUGGAAACACAAAAUAGGAAAUCAUCUGUGGCAUAGCUGGUGUUUGAUUUCCAUUGCCAUUAAGGGGCUGAGGUGUUUGAAGAGGCAUGAAUGAACUGAAUGACCUUCCUAACACUCAUUUUGUUAUGUGGAUCAGUGUAGGCUCCCGGUGGUACUUCUUAACCUUUACAUUAGGCUUUGGUUCUGAUCCAAUACAGGGGAGUGCAAGUCACAUUUUAUUAAGACAAAAGCAUUCAUAUAAUGUUAGCUGCACAAAGGAGGAAUUUUCAUGGGCAUACCUGCUCAUGGGAAUAUACUUUUAGUUAUUGGAAGCCUUGCUUUCCUUUCAUUGAGGACCACAUCUGCUAGAAGGUGUGGUGGUAUUGAUGAAUGAGCUCUGCUUGUUUUAGAAUUGAGCUUUUUCAAAAGAAAAUAAAAAAAAAGUUUGGUUCCCAUGGUACUCCCAAUGAUGUCAUCAGGAGCAUGACUGGAUCUGAUCACCUGACACUCUCACCCCUACAAAUCUCCCCAAUAUCACUGCAAGCUCCUGCACUCGGCCCCACCCUACUUUCCUUCUCCCCAGCUUACCUAAGAGUGGGUCGUGCAAGCAGGGAGUUCUCACCGGAGGCUUCACUGCGAGGCCUCCCUCCCUCCCUCCCUAUUACCUAGCAUACUGCCAUAGCAGGCAUCUCAGGCACAAGGAGUCCUGGGAUCUGCAGUAUAUUUCCCAAAAUCUUUGCUGUAUGGGAUGCUGCCAUUUUAGCAUUGCGGAUGGUAGGGCGGGAAGUGCAGAGGGGUGGAUUGUUAGCUGAGCUCACUGAGAAGUGAGCUUGCUCUGUAAUGGAGGUGAGCAUUACAAGAUGGACAAGUUUUUUUUAUUCUGAUCCAGGUAGUUGCAAGUUUUGGCAACAUCACUAGUUAUAAGAUCUGUUCUGAUUUAACAUUCAUACUCCUGCUGGCAAAAGUCUAGGUUAGUGUUCUGAUUUGGUGAGUUGUUAAUAUUUCUCUCAUUAUCGUUCACCAUGUCAUGCAGCCAGUAUGUUCAAUGAGAGUGAGGUAUGUGUUUAAAAUCUAUUUGAGGUAUGUGGUUAGCAUUUCACUGGUGACUAGUAUCAAAUGAAGUAGGGUAUGUUAGAUAUUCAAAAGUUAUUGAGUAUUUCCAAGUAGUUAAGAGGUAAAGUCACAGAGUUUUCCACCUUUGGUAGUAGUAAUACAAGAUUAAGAAUCUUGGAAGCAAGUUCCUGUCCUGGAUUUGUUUUUCUCUCAGUUUUUUUUUUACUUUGUUGUGCUUUUUGAUAAUGCCUUUGCUUCCUCCCUUGCACCCCUGCAUAAUUUGAUUGAAUCCCUGUUUUUCCAGUCACCUGGGCCAGAUCUACAUAUGGCACUUGGAAAACAUUUUGAAAACUGUAUCUGGGGUAUGUCCUGGGCCCCAACAGUUGUCCUACUGUUAUAAACCGUUUUAAAGCAGUAGUGUAGAUCCUGCCCUUGUAUACAUUUUUUGUUGUUGUCCCUUAUUGAAGAAAGGUGCACCAACAAAUGGUGGGAAGGAAUGUCUAUCCUCAAAAGAAUCUUACUCCACUUAAAAUGAUUCUUCUGAUUCUUUUUCACUUAUAGGGCAGUAUGUUUGUUAAAUUCAUAGUACCUUGAACUGAACAGGGCUAAAUAAUCCUGUGUCUCACAGAGGUGCUCCAAAACUGUUCUUUUUUUUCUUUUUCUCUCCCCCCCUUUUUUAAAAAACUUUUUUUGUGUACAGCUCUCUCCAGUACAGAACCAAAUUUAAAUUGCUCUGCUAUGCAUGUGAUUACUAAAACUCCAUGUACUGGACUGGGAAUGUAAGAGAACUUAUAAUGGAGCUGGAGAAGACCUUAACCAAUACGAUGUGAAUAUAACAAUCUGACUGCUGACUCUUCCCAUUUUAUGUCCAACUUUCACAUAUAUUAAAGCAUCUCUAGAAGGCAGGCAGGAGAAGAAUGUUUAUCAUAGGUACCUAUUGAAAUACAUUGGCUGAUACAGUAAGAACAUUCCCAGUAACUUGAAACCUCCCCAGUAAAUGAACCAGGGGCUAGUUGCCAACACAUACUUGUUGCCCUAGGCAACAGUAGCCUCCAUAGUGGUGAAUACAUAGAUAACAUUACAUCUUUCUCACUGCUGCCCAAGCAACAAAGCAGCCAUAGGGAUGUUGCCAUUGCAUGCGCUUUGUCUUCCCGACAUGUCUAAGGCAGACCAGAUUUUUAAAAAGACUCCAUAACAUGCAUAAUGGCUGUAGAAUACUACGUAACAAAAAGCCAUAGCUGAUACACUUCUCUACGCAGAAUUUCUUAAGAUGUACUGUCUGAGGUAAGGUGCAGAAGGAAAAGGAAGGAGCUAUGUAUAGAGUCUGUAAAUAAGCCUGGCUAUAUUAUAAAUUUGUACUGGUAUUUUUCUGUAUAUUUGCAAUAUUGGGGUUAGAAAUAAAAAAAAUGGAAUUUUAUUGGA